AUGAAGAAAGGGGAAGCCGAAGGCGGUCAAGGCGCGAGCUUCUUUCUCUCCAUCGUUCGCAAGGCAUCUCGACGUCUUGAUCGCUGGGAUUAUGAAGAUGCCAAUAGACCGAAGAAAGUCCGCCAGAGAGAACGGGAGGGGCGACAGAGGGCCAAGGCCACGCUCGAGGCAGAUAUACGAGCUGCGAAUAAUCGAUCUCGUCCACGCCCGUCGCGGGCCAAUGCAGCCAAACGCAAGUCCACUGGUCCAGCAGCAACACCAGGAACCGGUAAGAAAUCAUCUAGGUCUGCACGACCGAAGGCUAACCGUAACCGCCCGGCCGGUGCCUCUGCCGUGGGCACCCCGUCCUGGGAUGAUCAUAGCGCUAGCCACGAGUACUUAGGAGAACUAGACGACCUAGACCGCGAGCUACUAGGUGAGGCGUCUGGUGAUGAUAAUAUGGCGCUCCGCGCCGGUCAGGAAGAAGGUGAUUUCUCCGAUGAGUCUGGUGAUGAGGAUGGGGAUAAGAACUCGUCCACGUAUGACGGAGCUAAUGGUUAUGCACGGCACAUGAGCUCGUCGCCUGUUCCAGAUCGCGCUGAUGGCCGACGUGCAGGGGAUGAAACGGUGGACAAUUAG
Penicillium alfredii is the source of this 618-nucleotide messenger RNA. RefSeq lists its product as uncharacterized. The coding region runs from base 1 to 618 and encodes 205 amino acids. The transcript is spliced from 2 exons. The record is from RefSeq and is a predicted model, not a curated record. Lineage: Eukaryota; Fungi; Ascomycota; Eurotiomycetes; Eurotiales; Aspergillaceae.